This is a messenger RNA of Polychytrium aggregatum, 434 nucleotides long. RefSeq lists its product as uncharacterized. The coding region runs from base 54 to 389 and encodes 111 amino acids. The record is from RefSeq and is a predicted model, not a curated record. The transcript has a single exon. NCBI's taxonomy places the organism in Eukaryota, Fungi, Chytridiomycota, Chytridiomycetes, Polychytriales.
AUACCUGGUGCAUCUGGGCGAGCAACAGGAGUCAUGGAUUGAUCGGAUCGGAUAUGAGCAGCCGGGGGCUCAUGGUGGUAUGCUGUCUCGGUUGCCUCUUGGCCCUCAUUGUUGGUCUGCAGCAUUAUUCCUCCUUCAACCUCGCUUGUUCUGGACCUCGGACACUAUUGAAGACACAUCCUGCCAGCGACGAGAUCAGCAAUAGACACAGCCAUUGCAUGUCCGCCAUGGUGCUGGGAUGUCUAUUUGACGCACUGGUCCGCGUGCCUGCUCUGCAGUUUGAUAUCUACGAGUCAUGCAAUCGAAAGGAUACUGCUCUCGUCCCUGAUCCAAUGUACACUUUAUUCAGAAAAAAACGGGACAAUAUAGCCGUUUCCAUGAACAUGUAGUAUGUGAUGUGCUCGCGUCAAGCAAAGCCACAAGAAAUAAAACAG